CAUCACCUUCGGAAGACUCAUUCAUUCUUCUUCUGCUCCUCAUCUCCAUUGUUGUGCAUCCCUCAUCCACAUUCUCCAUCCGCUCCCUCGUUUGCUCGCUCCCUUACUCAUUCUCUCUGCCGAACACACGGUAGCCUUGGUCCUUUGUCCCACUGCAGUAGCAGCGCAUUUGUCACUCGUGCCAUCAUGUCUUUGGCCCGAUAUACAUGACAGAACCGCCUUAUUUUCCAUUGAACCUGCCCCGCAAGCGCCCAUUGACGAGCAUAGCACUCAGCACCAGGAACAACCGUAUUAUCUCCCCCCCUCUCCCUUUUUACUCCCCUGUCUUCCGCUCAGCCGAAAUCAAAAAAGAUCAACUCGAAUCCUGUACAUCGCACCGCACCGACUCCUCAUUCCCUACACGCAACGUAUCCCGUUCUGUAAGACCAAGGACACAUCAUUGGUCACUUUCACAUAAUGAGUAUCAGUCUAGCCAGGAUUCUUAUGGGCGCACUCUGGAUCCAGGCAGCAAUGCUCCUGGUACUGACUUCAAUAUUAGCAGACUCAAAUGCUUGGGUGGGGGCGAUUGUGUCAAGUGUUGGGUUUUUCUUUGUCGUCCUUGGUAUCGCUGCAGCACAUAGGCGACGUAUCGGCUAUCUUUAUUGUUACGCAACAGUGAUUGGCCUCUGGGAGAUUUUCGCAAUAGCACACAUCUUGGUUAUCUGUGGACUGGUUGCAUUACCACCGACAUUGGUAAACGCUGUUACUGUCAUUGGCCAGAAAAUUGUGAAGAACCCUUCGGAUGCUAUGAAGAUCGUCGUACCGCUGCUCUAUGGGGUUCAAUGGGGCGGAUGGUGUAUCACACUGGUCUGCCUCGUUUCACUGCGCUUGGCGACGCGGCGUGCGGAGACAGGUUCGGCCGUCCAAGGUCCAAAGCGAUCACAUCCUCUGGAAAUGAAUUGCAGUCAAGCUAGUCUUAGCAGUAACCCCAGGAUGCCCCAGCAUUUCCUCAACUUCCGGCAGUCGGUAAUUGCGCCUAUUGGGGGAACUUCAGCAAGAGGUAUGACGCAUGGCGGGUGCACCGUAUCUGCCCCGCCUUCACAGACAAAGAAUAUUAGCGGCGACGAAGAACAUUCAUCGUUUAGAACGUACAAGGGCAAGGAGUCGAUCACGCGUCAGUGCCCUAGUAGUAUCGAUCUUCGAGCGCCAGAGAGGGCCUGGCCAACGAGAGAUAGGCGAUCCAGUUCUGGCAGCAAUGCAAUUUAUUUUCCAAACAACCGGAGGAUAUCACAGGUCGUUGUUACGUUCAGCGAUGAAAUGUACGAUGGCCAGGAACAGCAUCAACCGCAUUCGCUUAUCCAACCGCACUCAGUUUAUCCACCACAGUCCAUCCGACAAUCCCUAGCAGAACCCAGUCAACAGCCAAAGCUGGAGUCGGCCAUGAUCUACAUUAACGACCCUAACUACCAGGCAAAGACAGGGCCGGAGGGUACAUCGAGUGGCAGUAACAGCAGGAAGAAAAGCGAAGUUUUCAUUCUGAGCCUUUCAGCUUCCGGAGAAUCACUUUCAGACAUGAUCUUCAAGCCAUCACUACUGAAUGGUGACCAGGCAUCGGGCACCUUAAAGGCGACAUAUAGCUUGCGUUCUACGCAGCAUCUAGAAACUGCUGGAGCAGCUCGACACCGAGUCAAGGGCGAGAUGCCUAACCCUGCAAGGAUCCGGAGCACCGCCACGAAAACGUCCCUGACGCUAUCGUCUGACUCUUCGUCUUCGGAACUUUCUGCAUUGUCGAAUGGCUCAACGUCUGACGGCGAAGAUUUCGAACAGGAUUUGACGGCGACGAAUGCCACGCUUAAAGUGAGAACGGAAGAGGCUACUACUCGGCGUCCAGACAAUGCCUUUGAAGGACUUACGGUGGUUUCGGUGACACCGCUCAAUAUUAUACCCAAAGACCAACCUCGACCUUCUAGCGAGCCAUUCAUUGCGUUUUCGUCUAAAUCGCCAGCAACAGCAACUCCACAUGAGGAUAUCACUUCAUCGAUACCGCCCAAGCGCGUUCGCGACGCUCAGCAACUCGUUUCACAACCUGGGCUUCAGACUACGCAGGAAGAACAGGAUAUUAAACAGCGAUUCUCGUUUCCGCCAUCCGAUUGUGCUGAUGAGCUAAGCGAGCCUCCACCACAAAUGCAGCCCAAUUCUUCAGAUUCUUCAAAUUCGUUGUCCUCGCUUUCAUCCCUCACAUCCCUGUCGCAGAUAACCAGACACCAGAACUUAUCUGAAGGGCGCCCUCGCCACGAACAUUCAACCCUCGAACCUAUUCCCUGUGAUAACCGCGCUGGUAGCCAGACUUCAGAACCGAUAUUUGCAUCCUCAUGUUCAUUCUCUAUAGCAUCGAUAUCAACACCACAACCUAAUCCAGCAUCUCCAUUCUCCGUAUCAACGUCUUUUCCAGCAGCACCGCCUCUUGUUUCAACAACAACGACAACGACAUUGGCCUCACUCGCGACUGCAACAUCCACCAUUGGCCCUCGACCAAAAUCAAGUAUUGUGUCUUUACCUCAUUUUUGGCGCAACCGUUCCAACUCGUCUUCAUCGUCUUCUUUGGGCGGUGAUAAUUCAAAUCCGUCUCUGUCUUCGUUUUCGCAAAGCUACCUCGUCAAUACAUUUUCGAAAAAAAAGAAGCCCAUCAUUCCUACGAUAGUUAUUCACCCGGACGAGGAAGAUGACGAACCACCACGGGUGUUGACCCAAAAGGAUAUUGAUUAUCUUUCGACCAUGCCUCCCCCGCCUCUCCGGCUAUUGGUGCAACCAUGGGAUGAGCUUUGCGAGGAGGACGAGUAUUAUGAGAACAUGAUGAAGGAUGGAUACGCGUACGACGAUCAAUAUUACCAUAAUCAUCCAGAGAUGUAUAAUCACGACAUUGACGACAGCGAGGAUGCUGUGGAGCCAGAAGUGGAGCUGGGACGGUCCGAGAUCAUUGAUAGAAAUGAUUUUAGGGAAGAUUACUUUAAUCCCUAUGCGCUCGACGUAUCUAUCAACCUUAAUCUCGACAUGCGGGAACUUGCUCGUGAUAAUGCAAAGUCUGCCAAUUAG
Molecule: messenger RNA, 3072 nt
Organism: Gamsiella multidivaricata
Lineage: Eukaryota; Fungi; Mortierellomycota; Mortierellomycetes; Mortierellales; Mortierellaceae
Exons: 3
Coding region: 457-3072 (871 amino acids)
Source: RefSeq, a predicted model, not a curated record